GGGGCGGCGAGGGCGGGUGCCUCCGUUGGAACUACCCCUUGACAACAGCCCGCAACCAUUCUCACCACCGGCCGAUUUCACGCCGCGUAAUUCUCCUUUAUUUCGACAAUCGAACGUCCGUCGAUCGCGGUGACCGUUUCUCGACUUACUGGAACAAGGGUCACGCGACACGUUUACUCAGUUUCAGCAUGGAGUGCCCCGAAGCGAUGGAACGAGGCCGGAACUUUCGUCUGCUCGCCGAGGAAGAGCUGUCUCGACUCUUGGACUUCCUUGCUGGCUAUCUUCCCGAAUCCCUAAAGUUCCAUCAAACUUUGUUGACCUACAUGCAAGACAGAGUGUGGGACUUUAAUUUCUACGUGGCUAACGGCUGGCCCGAUGAUGCGAUAUGUUUACAUUUUCCAGGCAUGACGUUAUCCCCCCACGGUCUGCUGUUCGAAAGCGUGGGCGUCUUUUGUCCCAACGACCGGCUGGAGCUGCUUAAGUUACUAAGGGAAGAGGACAUUUUGAUCGACUGGUCGAAACCGCUCUACAUCAAUUUUAUUCACUACGAUAUCGCCGAGGAGUUGAUGCGCCUUUACGAGGAUAUCGGCACUAUCGAGAGGGUAGUGGGCGAUGUGUUCAUGUGCAAGGAUCCACAUAACGUAGAUCAGGUGGCGAAUCAGGAACUGGACGAAGAGGCCGAUGUCCAAGUUCAACCGUUGAAAGCAGAACACGCCGAGGGCAUCUACGAAUUGUACCCCGCCAACGAUAUGGAGUGUCACGAGGUUUUCCUACGUUUGAUCAGGACGCUUCCGGCGGCUGGAGUGUUUGCAAAGGGUAGCCUGGCCGCUUGGAUGGUUCAAUCUUAUUACGGAGCGAUGUUUUCCAUGCAGACCAAGCCGGAAUACCGAAGGAAGGGUUUCGGAACAAAAUUAGCAAGGUACCUGACGAAGCGGGUUGCAGACAAGGGUUACCAGCCUUUCGUGGUGAUACGUCCAGAAAACGAAGCCAGCCAAAGUUUGUACAAGAAGCUAGGCUUCAGGAAGCUCUAUCAAACUGUUCGAAUGACGUUCAUGCCUUUGACGUGGCAGGACGAGGAAAACAAGAUGAAUCGCGUUUUAAGAGAAAAUUUGGAGAAUGCUGUCAGACAGCUUACCAUCGAGCAGAAGGUAGUGGACGCGUUCAGCAACGAGGAAGCCGUAGAGAACGAGGAUGAAAAUCCUCCGGCAGGGGACUGCGGGGAGAAAGAGAGAAUAGAAGCGUUCGCGUUGUCGGAUAAAGAAAAUGCGGAAGAAACAAUCGAUGAUGAUGAUGCUGCACGGGCCAAGGAGAACGAGGAAACUGCUGAUAACGCUGCGGAAACGGGGAACGAAGAUGGUAGUAAUCAGGACGAUGGGGGAACAGACGCUGGUGGGGAUGCGGAAUAAUUAAUUAUUGACUCUUGGAGGACCAACGAAACCAGUAUUGGCAAGACUGGCGUAAAACGUAAUAUUCGAAAUUAUAAUAACGUUCGAUUGAUCCGAAAAUUUAUCGUGAUUAUACGUAACGAAUUGCUUCGUCCUCUGAGCGCAAAAACGUUAUACAAGAAAACGUGUCACGUACGUUACUCUGACCACGUUUACGAGCAACCAAAAUUCGAUACGUAAUUUAUCCUCUCUCAUCGCAGUGUUACGUAACUGCGAUAUAUCUGGAGAAAAAAAGAAAUUCGAAAAUACUCGGUCGUUUAAACGUACGCGACAAUGUUCACGUUCAGUGUCUAGAAAGAAAAUUACGUAAUUUCCUCUAUUGCUUGGUCGGUAAGCCUGCGAAAUUCGUUUUGCCAUCUUGCGUUAUAACAAUAAUCGUAACCAAUUAUCGACCGCGAUUUCGUAUACUUACUUUCUUCUACUGUGCACAAGCUCGAAUGGAAUUCUCGAGUGCGAUUAAAGAUAGAACGGUUAUUACGAGAGAUACGAAUUUUUUCGAAUCGAACGAUGGAACGAAGAGGAAAGCAGUGAAUUUUAACUUUUAAAUAAUCCCGAAUCUCAAGUCGAAACACUAUGUGAUUUUGUGCACAAGGAAAACUUCAUCGUAGUUCCUACUUUUAAUACUAGAUAGCGGAGGUGGUUAGGGGCGCUGUCGUCACCGCAGUUUCCCUCCGAUUUUAACUUUUGUUGCGCAGUGCAAUUCUCGAUACGAUUCGGUAACCGCGUCAUGUCAAUUAUAAUUCCAAGUGUGAUAAAACUAUUACUUUGUGCGUCACGUAAUCAGUAAUUAGUGCUAGAACAUCGACAAGAUUUUGUUCUUGUUCAAAGUUACAUGUUCGGAAGCGAAUAAUAUACGAAUACCGACGAAGUGUGCAACUGCGAAGUUUUUAUAGCAAAGAAACCGUUAACCGUUCGAGACCCAGUUGACAGAUGAAUUAACGGAUCUAUUUCUCUGCGUUGUCGAAAAUUUACAGGAUUAUUCCUAUGCCGUUUGUUCAACCAUAUCGAGUACCGUUUAUAAAUUAAGGUAAAAAUUAACCAAUAUAUUCGUGUAAACGUUAGUUUCGAUAGAUAUCGAUCGUUCUGGCGCUAAAAAGUUUCAUCGAUUUAGUGACGCGUGUAUAAUUCGCACAAAAUGAUUUCUCGUAAUGGCCGUCCGACGUGUAAUUCCGUUGCACGGGUUUCGUUACAUCAAUCUCCAAUUAUACGAAUCAGAUUUUUGCU
Messenger RNA from Eufriesea mexicana, 2669 nucleotides. RefSeq lists its product as uncharacterized. The transcript has 6 exons. Gene Ontology annotation, molecular function: acyltransferase activity, transferring groups other than amino-acyl groups. The record is from RefSeq and is a predicted model, not a curated record. NCBI's taxonomy places the organism in Eukaryota, Metazoa, Arthropoda, Insecta, Hymenoptera, Apidae. Bases 189 to 1406 code for a protein of 405 amino acids.